GAAAACGCACUCCACCCUUCGAUUGGUGAAAUGGAGGAGGACUGUUUCUGCUACUGGUAGUUCAGCUCUCCACCUUCUGUGGCCUGGACCCAGCCUACCAGGGCUAAAAAUAUUGCCCGGAGGCUCCUGAGCGGAAUCAGAUCGUGCUAAGUAGGGCACAACGCUGCCGAGGCGACAGAGCGUCUCAGCCCCAGGGUUGGAGGAAGGCUCUGGAGCGGCCGCUCCCGCCCCCGCUCGCCUGGCGACUAGAGGUCUCUCUCAGCCCCGCAGGUGUGUGUGGAGGCCAGUAUGAAGCUGAAAAAGCAGGUGACAGUGUGUGGGGCUGCAAUCUUCUGCGUGGCUGUCUUCUCGCUCUACCUCAUGUUGGACCGAGUACAACAUGAUCCUGCUCGACACCAGAACGGUGGGAACUUCCCCCGGAGUCAGAUAUCUGUGCUGCAGAACCGCAUUGAACAGCUGGAGCAGCUCUUGGAGGAGAACCAUGAGAUCAUCAGCCACAUCAAGGACUCUGUGCUGGAGCUGACAGCCAACGUGGAGGGCCCGCCCGCCCUGCUGCCCUACUAUGUGGCCAACGGCUCCUGGGUGGUGCCACCAGAGCCCCGGCCCAGCUUCUUCUCCAUCUCCCCUCAAGACUGCCAGUUUGCUCUGGGGGGCCACGGCCAGAAGCCAGAGCUGCAGAUGCUGACUGUGUCAGAGGAGUUACCGUUUGACAACGUGGAUGGCGGCGUGUGGAAGCAAGGCUUCGACAUCUCUUACAGCCCCCGCGACUGGGACACCGAAAGCCUGCAGGUGUUCGUGGUCCCCCACUCUCACAAUGACCCGGGCUGGCUCAAGACCUUUGACAAGUACUACACAGAACAGACCCAACACAUCCUCAACAACAUGGUGUCCAAGCUGCAGGAGGACCCCCGGCGGCGCUUCAUCUGGGCAGAAGUCUCCUUCUUCGCCAAGUGGUGGGACAACAUCAGUGCCCAAAAGAGAGCAGCAGUCCGAAGGCUGGUGGGAAACGGGCAGCUGGAGAUUGCAACAGGAGGCUGGGUAAUGCCGGAUGAGGCCAACUCCCACUACUUUGCAUUGAUUGACCAGCUCAUCGAGGGCCACCAGUGGCUGGAGAAGAACCUGGGUGCAACCCCGCGCUCAGGCUGGGCGGUGGACCCCUUUGGGUACAGCCCCACCAUGCCUUACCUGCUGCGCCGUGCCAACCUGACCAGCAUGCUGAUUCAGAGGGUGCACUAUGCCAUCAAGAAGCACUUCGCUGCCAGCCACAGCCUGGAGUUCAUGUGGAGGCAGACCUGGGACUCAGAUGCCAGCACAGACAUCUUCUGCCACAUGAUGCCUUUCUACAGCUACGAUGUCCCCCAUACGUGUGGCCCGGAUCCCAAAAUCUGCUGCCAGUUCGAUUUCAAGCGCUUGCCUGGUGGGCGUAUCAGCUGCCCAUGGAAGGUGCCGCCCCGGGCUAUCACGGAGGCCAAUGUGGCCGAGAGGGCAGGCCUGCUCCUGGACCAGUACAGGAAGAAGUCCCGGCUCUUCCGGAGCAACGUGCUCCUGGUGCCGCUGGGCGAUGAUUUCCGCUAUGACAAGCCCCAGGAGUGGGACGCCCAGUUCUUCAACUACCAGCGGCUCUUCGACUUCCUCAACAGCAAGCCUGACCUCCACGUGCAGGCCCAGUUUGGCACCCUCUCCGACUAUUUUGACGCUCUCUACAAGAGGACAGGGGUGGAGCCGGGGGCCCGGCCUCCAGGUUUCCCUGUGCUGAGCGGGGAUUUCUUCUCCUACGCCGACCGGGAGGACCACUAUUGGACAGGCUAUUACACCUCACGGCCUUUCUACAAGAACCUGGACCGCGUCCUGGAAGCGCACCUGCGGGGUGCAGAGAUUCUGUACAGCCUGGCUGUGGCUCACACCCGCCGCACUGGACUGGCCAGCCAGUUCCCGCUCUCGAACUUCGCCCUUCUGACGGAUGCACGGCGCACGCUGGGGCUCUUCCAGCACCACGACGCCAUCACGGGCACCGCCAAGGAGGCCGUUGUGGUGGACUAUGGGGUCAGGCUUCUGCGCUCCCUUGUCAGCCUGAAGCAGGUCAUCAUUAAUGCAGCUCACUACCUGGUUCUGGGGGACAAGAAGACCUACCACUUUGACCCAGAGGUGCCCUUCCUGCAGAUGGAUGACACCCGCUUAAAUCACGACGCCCUUCCAGAGCGCACAGUGAUCCAGCUGGAAUCCUCACCCAGGUACGUGGUACUGUUCAACCCACUGGAACAGGAGCGGCUCAGCGUGGUGUCCCUGCUGGUGAGCUCACCCCGGGUGCGCGUGCUUUCAGAGGAGGGUCAGCCCCUGGCCGUGCAGCUCAGCGCACACUGGAGCUCUGCCACCGACAUGGUCCCUGACGUCUAUCAGGUGUCUCUGCCUGUCCGCCUGCCAGCGCUGGGUCUUGGCAUCCUGCAGCUGCAGCAGGGCCUGGAUGGGCCCCGCACGCUGCCCUCUUCCGUGCGCAUCUACCUACACGGGCGGCCGCUGUCAGUCAACAGGAAUGAGGCGUUCCCUCUCCGGGUCAUUGACUCGGGCACCAGUGACUUCGCCCUCAGCAACCGCUACAUGCAGGUCUGGUUCUCAGGCCUUACCGGGCUCCUCAAGAGUGUCCGAAGGGUGGAUGAGGAGCAGGAACAGAGGGUGGACAUGGAGUUCCUCGUCUAUGGGACCCGCUCAUCCAAAGACAAGAGUGGCGCCUACCUCUUCCUGCCUGACGGCGAGGCCAAGCCCUACGUCCCCAGGGACCCACCCGUGCUGCGCGUCACUGAAGGCCCUUUCUUCUCAGAGGUGGUUGCCUGCUACGAGCACGUUCACCAAGUGGUCCGGCUGUACAACCUGCCAGGGGUGGAGGGGCUGUCCCUGGAUGUGUCGUCCUUGGUGGACAUCCGGGACUACGUUAAUAAGGAGCUGGCCCUGCGCAUUCGCACCGACAUCGACAGCCAGGGCGCCUUCUUCACGGACCUCAAUGGCUUUCAGGUGCAGCCCCGACGGUAUCUGAAAAAGCUGCCCCUGCAGGCCAACUUCUACCCCAUGCCCGUCAUGGCCUACCUCCAGGACGCUCGGAACCGCCUCACGCUGCACACGGCCCAGGCCCUGGGCGUCUCCAGCCUCCAUGAUGGCCAGCUAGAGGUGAUCUUGGACCGGAGACUGAUGCAGGACGACAACCGGGGCCUCGGCCAGGGGCUCAAGGACAACAAGAGAACCUGCAACCACUUCCGCCUCCUGUUGGAACGGCGAACCCUAGGCAGGGAGCCUGGCUUUUUCUCCAAACUGGCAGCCAUGUUUAGGGGCUUGAUCUUUCACAGCAGCAGGAACAGGAACCGAGAGGUCCGCGAAGGCCCCUCUGCAAGCUACCCGUCCCUCCUCAGCCACAUGACGUCCAUGUACCUGAACACCCCUGUGCUCACCCUGCCCGUAGCCAGGAGGCAGGCCCCCGGCCCCGCUCUGCGCUCUUUUCACCCUCUGGCCUCCUCACUGCCCUGUGACUUCCACCUGCUCAACCUGCGGACACUCCAGGCCGAGGAGGAUGGCUUGCCCUCGGCAGAAACCGCGCUUCUCUUACACCGCAAGGGUUUUGACUGUGGCCUUGAGGCCAAGAACUUGGGUUUCAACUGCACCACAAGCCAAGGCAAGGUGGCCCUGGGGAGCCUCUUCCAUGGCCUGGACGUGGUUUUCCUGCAGCCAACCUCCUUGACCCUGCUGUACCCUCUGGCCUCGCCCUCCAAUAGCACUGACGUCUACGUGGAGCCCAUGGAGAUCGCCACCUUCCGCCUCCGCUUGGGCUAGGUCUCCUUGUGGCCUGAAAGGAAGAUUCCUCCACGGAGACUGGCCUCUUCACACGAGAUCGGGUUGGACAAGCCACACCCGGUAUCCUGUCCCGAUCUACCUCUCAGAACCAUGACAGACUGGGCUCUGCCCUCAUUUUCCCUUUAUCGUUGCUUCUGUGCAGGGGGGCAGCCCACAGGCCCAGUGUUGGGUGGAUAGGUAGGGCAGCGCCGCUGAGAUGCAGCAGCGAAGGCCCUUGCUCAGAGGGGGCAGUGCUAGCCUCUGCUUUGGGGUGUGCAUGUCCACUUCGUGGGGCACCGGCUCAGGCAUUCACCCUGUUCCGCGAAUGGGAUGGAGGAGAAGCAGGGGAGGCUGAGUGGGCCACAGCCCGGCGUCAGGCUCACAGUGGGCGACAGCUGACUCUAGGGGAGUCCCGUAGUUGUGUAAGGACACAUGUCCUGAUGUGACGAGCAGGAGCAGAGCAACACCAGGAAGAGGGGGCUGGGUACCAAGGGUUCGCUGUGGGGUGGAGGAGUAGAAGGAAUGGCUGUUUGUGUGACAGCUCCUUUCGGAAGUGCUCCCUGACCUGCAUGCCCUGGCCAGGGGCUGCCGUGUGGCAGGAAGGACUCAUGACUGUCGUGGCCGCAGGGCAUAGGACACUUCAGGUACCAAAACCCCCAUCUCAGACUGGGCACUUGGUCUGCGUGUUGAUUUGUGGGGUGAGGGAGGGGCCACCCUGCUUGACUCCUCUGGUUCCUGCACGCUGCCCACCACUCUCCCCAGGAGCCACUUCCUGUCACAGGGGCGUUUGAUCUGGCACAUUUCCUUUCCCUGAAAAGAAAGUGAAGCUUCCAAUUUGAGAAGGCUUCCGACAUCAUCCUUGCAGGCCUGAAGCUUCUCCUUGCACAUCCUUCUGCAGAAGUCUUUGUGGGGAACUAAGGAGACAUAGACUAAAUUAGGAGGCACUGUGGCUGCUCGUCAGCCUUCAUUGCGGCUUCGAUUAUUAGAGAAAAAUUUAUCAUAGUCUCUAUAGAUGCUGAAAGAACAUUUGGUAAAAUUUAAAAUCUAUUCCUUAUUAAACAAUAUUUGGUAAAAUUUUAAAUCCA
Messenger RNA from Odocoileus virginianus texanus, 4901 nucleotides. Lineage: Eukaryota; Metazoa; Chordata; Mammalia; Artiodactyla; Cervidae. The record is from RefSeq and is a predicted model, not a curated record.